Molecule: messenger RNA, 1307 nt
Organism: Trachymyrmex cornetzi
Lineage: Eukaryota; Metazoa; Arthropoda; Insecta; Hymenoptera; Formicidae
Gene: bond
Product: elongation of very long chain fatty acid james bond protein
Exons: 7
Coding region: 324-1127 (267 amino acids)
Biological process (GO): fatty acid elongation, polyunsaturated fatty acid; fatty acid elongation, monounsaturated fatty acid; fatty acid elongation, saturated fatty acid
Cellular component (GO): endoplasmic reticulum membrane
Molecular function (GO): fatty acid elongase activity
Source: RefSeq, a predicted model, not a curated record
CCACGUUUCUUGAGCAACAGUCUUCUUGGUAGCAUCGGGCACGAUCAGUUACUGGUAGGACGCGUCUCUCUUCUCAUCGAUGAUCGAAACCGUGAAACAAAUCACGAUCAUACUUUCUCGGCAUUCCUCGUUCAAGCGUGCUGAACUCGGCAGAAGGUCGCGGUCACGAGGUUUCUGAAUUUGUGAAACUAACAAUCUCGCAAGAUUUCGAUAUUUUUAAAGAAAAACUAAAUUAUUACACAGAGUUUCUGAUAAACAGAAAUUAUCUGUAUCGAGAGCCAACUCUAGCUUCUGAAAAUUACAUUAUCAACAAUUACAUCACCAUGACUAGUCUUAUCAAACUUGUCGUUAGCAAUUAUAAUGAAGUUCUAAAAAAUGUCAAAGAUCCAAUGGUAGAUACUUGGCCUUUAAUGGAAUCUCCAGGUCCUAUGUUAUGUAUUGUUGGCGCGUAUUUGCUAUUUGUUUUAAAAGUUGGUCCAAAAAUGAUGGAAAAAAGACCAGCUUUUGAGCUAAAUGCCGUUAUGAUUGGAUAUAACGCAUUUCAAGUACUUUUCAGUAUUUGGUUGACAACUUUGGCAUUGGACGUCGAUAUUAAAUACUUAUUGCCUGUUCAUGGAUAUGAUAAUCGUUUUUCACCUCAUUCACAAAACACGAACGUACAAAUGAAGAUAUCACGAGGCGCUUGGUGGUAUUUUUUCGCAAAAGUUAUCGAACUUCUGGACACGGUAUUUUUCGUGUUGAGAAAGAAGCAAAAUCAAAUUACUUUUCUUCAUGUUUUUCACCAUUCUACAACGGCCGUUUUUUCAUGGUGCUAUUUAAAAUUCCUUCCUGGUGAACAAGGCAUCGUUAUUGGUUUCUUAAACUCCACAGUCCAUAUCAUUAUGUACAGUUAUUAUCUCAUCGCAGCACUUGGGCCUAAAUACAGAAAAUAUAUCUGGUGGAAAAAAUAUAUGACUUGGAUUCAGUUGAUGCAGUUUGGUUUAAUGUUAGUUUACCUAGUAUUAACGUUGAUCAUGGAUUGUCGAACAUCAAAAGCUUUAACUUAUUUCUUCACAACAAUUGUAAUAAUUUUCAUAUAUCUAUUUAGUGACUUUUAUCGUCAGGCUUAUAAGAAGAAAGUUACAUAAUAAUAAAUGUUAAGUCUCGCAAAUAACCAUAAAUACAAAACAAUUUUUUUAAAUUCAUUUAUGUUGCGAAAACUUUAUAUAAAUAAUAAGAGUGUUGAGAUUAAUAAGAGUAAGACAGCGCGGAACGAAACAACUGUAGCCUACAAUGAUGCAGCAACUAUGUCAUUGAUUUUUACAAUG